AUGUUGGAAGAUGUCUAUUGGCCGAUGGUCCUCAAAGGGUCAUCACCAAUUUGGUUGGCACAAUGGAAAGAGGUAAAAAUAACGAAGCAGGUCAUGGAUUUGAGAACAGAGAAUGAUGCAGAGAAAAAAAGGGGAAGAAGUAGAAUGGAGUCAUACGCUCAUAAAUCCAUC
This is a messenger RNA of Sphenostylis stenocarpa, 171 nucleotides long. NCBI's taxonomy places the organism in Eukaryota, Viridiplantae, Streptophyta, Magnoliopsida, Fabales, Fabaceae. The record is from the annotation of a GenBank genome assembly.